Messenger RNA from Stegastes partitus (bicolor damselfish), 1009 nucleotides. RefSeq names its product HAUS augmin-like complex, subunit 1 (gene haus1). Gene Ontology annotation, biological process: centrosome cycle; spindle assembly. The record is from RefSeq and is a predicted model, not a curated record. Gene Ontology annotation, cellular component: cytosol; HAUS complex. NCBI's taxonomy places the organism in Eukaryota, Metazoa, Chordata, Actinopteri, Pomacentridae. Bases 131 to 952 code for a protein of 273 amino acids. The transcript is spliced from 9 exons.
AUUUUGGGUGGCGCGAACAGUGUUGUAGUUUUUCAAUUGGUUUGCUGGAGCACCUAAACGUUUUAUUAGGAAGCCAGACAUUUAGUUUUGUUUGUUUGUUUGUUUGUUUUUAUCGGCUUCUUCAGUCGCUAUGUGCGAAAAGAUUAAUAAGGUGAACAGCUGGCUCAGCAAAGUGUUUGGCGAUCAGCCGGUGCCACAGUUUGAAGUAAACACAAGAACGGUGGACGUACUGUACCAGCUAGCACAGUCCAGUGAAGCCCGGUGCAGUGACACAGCUCUCCUCGUAGAAGACCUCAAGCAGAAAACAUCAGAGUAUCAGGCUGAGGGUGCUCAUCUCCAGGAUGUUCUUCUACAAGGUGUUGGAUUGUCCUCUGCAAGCUUGUCAAAGCCCGCUGCUGACUACUUGUCUGCUUUAGUGGACAAUGCUAUGGUGCUUGGAGUGAGAGACACAUCACUGGGGAGCUUUAUGCUAGCAGUGAACAACGUCACUGGUGAACUUAUGGAAGCAGAGAAGUCAAACAGAAGACUUGAAAGAGAACUCAGGGCCCUCAGGAAGAGACUUGGUGCUACGCUGGUGCUGCGGGGCAACUUACAAGAGGACAUCAACAAAACUGCCAAAUCUCAGGCAGUGGAGAGCGCUAAAGCAGAGGAGAGGCUGCUCGACAUGAAUUUUGUGACGGCAAAAGCUAAGGAGCUCAGCAAUAGACGGGAGAGGUCAGAGGCCGAACUUGUAUCCAGAAACAUGGACAAGACUAUUACCCAUCAGGCUAUUGUGCAGGUCUCUGAGGAAGUCAAUGUGCUGAAGAAAGAAAUAAUCCCCUUGAAAAAGAAACUGGGGCCGUACAUGGACCUGAGCCCAAGCCCUUAUCUUGCUCAGGUGAAAAUAGAAGAGGCAAAAAGAGAAUUGGCUGCGCUUGAUUCCCAACUUGAGAUGAAUGUUGAUUUUAAAUGAAGAUGUAUGUAAUGACGCAGUCAUUUUGUUUUGAAGCUGCACACUUAUUCCAUUUGA